AUGGCUAUAUCCCGAAUUGAUAAUGAAGAUGCAUUUCAAAUAUAUAAAUUUUACAAUUAUAUGACCUUAAUAAAUAACACAGACCUUGAUUCAGAUGAUGGAUCUGAAGUAACUUCGCCACUUAAGGCAGAAAAUGAAGAUAUUCCUAUAAUAAAACCAAUUGUACAUCUUCUUGGAAAGACUUUGGGGGUAUGCAGAAUUAACAGAAAGUGGAUAUACUUUACAAAUACAACAAAAAUAGAAUCAGAUAACAGUAUUGAAGUUCCAUGGAAAUCAAAAUCUGAUUCACAUAAUGAAGGAUCUUCAAAAUCUGUUAUAGAACAAAGAAUAUCUCUCAUACAACAGAAUUCAACAACACAACCAUCAUCAUCAAUAACACCAACCAAAAAUAAACGUAAAACAAAUAUGACUAAAAUAGCAGAUAUUUCAAGAUCUUUGCUAUUGCAAAAUCAACAAAGUGAUGAAAUUCAUGAUAGUGAAAUUUCUAUUACAAAUGAAGAAAAUGAAGAAAGAAUUAAUGAAAAUAUUGAAGAAAAUGAAGAAAGAAAUGAAAAUAUUGAAGAAAAUGAAGAGAGAAACGAAAAUAUUAAAAAAAAAAAUAAUACCCAAAAAUUUCAAAUUCAACAAGAGAUGUCUCACAACAAAUUUAGAAUCUAUAGGUUUCAACCUUAUGAACCACAAGAAUCUUCAGCUACUACACAUAUUCAAAUAACUAAUUCUCAAUAUACAAAUAAUUCUCACUCAAUUUUAAAUACAACCUCAGCAUCAUAUUCACAUUUAUCACAAACUAAUACUCAAAACUUAACUACUCUUACAUUCUCUCCUUGGAGACCUUCUCAACGCUUGCCAAAAUGGAUUCCAUAUGUUGAAAAUUAUGCAUAUCCACUUGAAAUAAACUUUCAAAACAUUAAUAUUUAUAUAAGAGGUGAAGGUUCAACACGUACUGUAUGUGUAUGUGAUAGUUGCAAAAAUAAUAGAAAACGAUAUCCAUGUUCACAACUUUAUCCUAUACCCGAUGUAAUUGAAGCAAUACCAAUUGCACAAAGGAGAUUCUUGUCACCAAUAUUUUUACAUUGCUCUUUGGGUAGAAAUUUGGAUGCAAAUAGUUAUACUGAAUAUCGUGCUUUAACAGGAGAUAUGGAAUUCUCAAAAAAUAUGUGUGCAUUAAAGUUAUAUUCUGGUAUAUUAGGAGCAUUUUUGACUAAUCCUGGCAAUCACAAUCAUAGUGAAAAUUUAUCAUGGCUUACUCCACAAUUGUAUAAUAACAAAUAUUUAAGACCAUAUUCUAGGUUAUUAUCUGCAUCAUCUCUUAUUACAGAAACUUCUUAUUUAGAUCUAUUUCCUACAGCAUCUCAUAUACCCUCUGAUACAAAUGCUCCACCAUUUCAGAAAGGUGAUGUUGUUUUAUCAUCUACAGAGGACCCCGGAUAUCUCCAAAACAGGUCAUAA
Molecule: messenger RNA, 1449 nt
Organism: Rhizophagus irregularis DAOM 181602=DAOM 197198
Lineage: Eukaryota; Fungi; Glomeromycota; Glomeromycetes; Glomerales; Glomeraceae
Source: RefSeq, a predicted model, not a curated record